AUGGGGGAUAUCGGAACCCCUCCUCGAUGGAAAGACCCCGAAAUCCAGCAUCAAGUGGAUAUUGCACUGCUUGAAGUCGACGCUGCCCAAAAAGAAGCAGAUGAAGCUCGGAGAAAAAUCGUGCCCCUUUUGUCAAGGCUACACCGAGGCUCGGUGCUGUUUCCAAGGUCGCAGGGCUACAGAUACUCAGUCUCGGUUCGAAAUCUCCGCUACCAGGGGUUGAAGUUGACCAUCCGAAGUGGUGAACACUCGAACGCUGCGCACUGUUUGAACGACAAUGGUAUCGUUCUUGAUAUGCGAAUGUUGAACAAAGUAGUCAUCCAACCUAAUCAUGACAUAAUCUACGUGUCUGGUGGUGCGCUGUGGAGGGACGUAUACAAAGAGCUGCAUGAUAGAGAUCCUCGUCUUGUCGUCGUGGGUGGCCAGUGUCCAACCGUCGGCGUGAGUGGUUUCUUACUUGGUGGUGGUAUAAGCUCAUUUUCCCGCUCGUACGGGCUGGGCAUCGACAGCAUCGAAGCGAUAGAGAUCGUCAAAGCGAAUGGAGAACUGGAUAUCGUGAGCGCAGAGAAUCAUCCAGAUCUCUUCUGGGCACUUCGUGGCGGAGGGGGCGGUAAUUUUGGCGUCGCAACCGGGUUCUUCCUGAAGGUCCAUACGCUCAAUCAUCCCGAAGGAAUGGUGACUUGUGCGCUAUGCGGCGACGCGCUUUGGCGAUACAGGAGAGACCGCAAAACGAAGGAGAAAAGGCUUUGGGCAGAGAUAACGAUCAUGUACAACGGUGGAAAGAAAGACUGUAACAGCGAGUUGGCCAAGGUUCUGCGUGGCGAACCUGAUGUGAACACACUCAAGGAGAUGAGAUUCUAUGACUGGGAAGUUGGAGGUGAGGCGUUUGCCAACCAUUCCCAAGUCCAUCAACACUACUCCUCUGUUAUCAUUGAAAAGGGUAGAAUGACAGAACACAUCAUCAAUCUCAUCACCGAUUGGAUGAUAUUAAGAAAGGAGCAUGAGCUUGAAAGCGAAAAUGGGAGGUGUCACGUUCUUUGGGAUCAUAUUGGGGAACAAACAAGCCAAAAGAAGCCGGACGAAACAGCCUUUCCAUGGCGCACCGGGGAGUAUGCAUUUUCGAUGAAAGCAAGCUGGAACGAGGAAGAGAAGGAGAAUGAAAUGAUUGCAGAAGUCCAAAGACUCCGGGAUGAGCUAACGAAAUAUGCCAUUGGAGGGAAAGCGGCGUAUGUGAACUUCAUCGACAAUACAUUAACUGGCUGGUGGGAUGCAUAUUACGAUACCAACUACGAAAGCCUCCGGCAGCUGAAGGAGACCUAUGAUCCUGAAGAUUUCUUCGAAUUUCAGCAGAGUAUUCGAAAACCUAGGAGCGACCAUCCAGAAAUACAUGCUGUACCAUCACGCAGUGCUGCGGCCCAUAAGGGGGAACAGGACGAGAAGGAUGAUUUCCUUGAAGAUGUCGAAAAGGAUACCAUGCAGAUUGAGAAACCAUUCUCUCAAGAUGCACCCGCGGAGUCAGUAAGCGAUUUCGGAUGCGGCAGUCUUCAAAGUGGGCGUUGUUUUGCAAUGUCUUUGAAGCGAUACAUUCUCGGUCUAUUUGCUAGAAUAAAGUCAUAA
This is a messenger RNA of Aspergillus costaricaensis CBS 115574, 1617 nucleotides long. Its product is annotated as FAD-dependent oxidoreductase. NCBI's taxonomy places the organism in Eukaryota, Fungi, Ascomycota, Eurotiomycetes, Eurotiales, Aspergillaceae. The record is from RefSeq and is a predicted model, not a curated record. Bases 1 to 1617 code for a protein of 538 amino acids. The transcript has 3 exons. Gene Ontology annotation, molecular function: oxidoreductase activity; FAD binding.